Messenger RNA from Ipomoea nil (Japanese morning glory), 2463 nucleotides. Its product is annotated as ribosome-binding protein 1-like. Lineage: Eukaryota; Viridiplantae; Streptophyta; Magnoliopsida; Solanales; Convolvulaceae. Bases 1 to 2463 code for a protein of 820 amino acids. The record is from RefSeq and is a predicted model, not a curated record. The transcript has 2 exons.
AUGGACGAACGGGGGGGCGCGAGGGGGACCAAGCGCGACGGCCGGGUGGAGCGGGGGCGCGGAAAAGGGCGGCCGGGGAGCCCGGAGGGGAAGGGGAGCGGGGGGGAGGGGAGGAGCAAAGAAAGCCCAGGAGGGACGGCGGAGGCCCGAGGAGAGGGAGGUGAAGCAGCAGAAAAGCAGCAGAAGCGGCCAAAGAAAGGACAGCAGAAGGAGAGGAAGGAAAGGCGCGCAGGCGGUGCAGGAGAGGCACAGGGCAGAGGGCGGAGGGAGGCCCACAAUGCCAGCGGCCAGGAGGGGGAGAGCGCGCCGAAAGGAAGCCGGGCGCAACGAGACGAGACCGCAAAAGGGGGCGGCCGGCCGGAGGCGGAGAGAAGAGGCGUGGGCGCGAGGCGGGGAAGAAGGGGCGGAGCGAGGAGAACGAAGAAAGGCGCAAGCGACCGGACGCGGCAGGCGCGGCAAGAGAGAAGGCCACGAGAGCACGGACGGAACGACGAGGAGAGAGAAGAGAAGGACAGGAGGGGACGACGGCGCGCCGACGGAAAGAACGGGAGGGACGAGGAGCGAGAAGGAGAGGCGGGAGGGGAAGAGAGAAGGCGGCGCCCGGAGAGCACAGCGGACGACAGCGAAGGAAAGGGGGGAAGCAGAGAGGAGCAUGGGAAGGCGAACGGAAAGGAGGGCAGGGAGGAAGAAAGGCCCGGAGCCAGGGGAAGGCGGGGGAAGAAAGCAAGGGCCAGGGGGAGGAGGAAGCGCGCGGAGCCGAGGAAGACGGAGGGGGCGAGAGACGCCGGGCCGGGGGGAAGAAGGGGAGGCGAAGGGGGGGAGCGGGCGAAGCCGCGGAGGCGGGGCACAGGAAGGAAGCGCGCACCCACAGGAAGCAAGGGAGAGGACCCACCCAGAGGGAGGAAGAAGGGAAGCAGCAAGGGACGGAGAGAAGAGAGAGCAGAAGAAGCGGGCGGGGAGGAAGGGCACGGACGGAGGAAGGGAGGGAAGGAAGGAGGGGGGAAAGAAAAGAAAAAACGGCGGGACGCGCCGCGGGGGCGAGGACAGAAGCGGGGGGGAAAGAAGGGCGGGGGGGCCAAGCAGCCGCGGGCGCCAGAGCCGGGGGGCAAAGAGCAGCGGCGGGGCGCGGGCCCGGGGGAAGGGGGGCAGGAAGGGAAGCGGCAGCCCGGGCGCGAGAAGCGAGGGGGGGGGAAACCAGGGCGAGGGGGCCAAGAGACGGGGCCGCGGGGGAAGCAGAGAGGGCACGGGAGGGAGGGGCAGAGCGAAAAGAGGCAGAGGCCGCGAACAAGAGAAAGGGCGGGGGAAGGGACAGCGGAGAGGAGAAGGAGGCACCGAGGGGGAGGGAAGGGGCGGGGGCAAGACGAAGGGCGGAGAGAGAAAGCAAGGAACGGCACGGCCAACAGGGCCGAGGAAGGGAAGGCGACAGGCAAGGCAAAGGCGCAAGUGGCAGGGAAGCAAGAGAGCAAGAAGGGCCGGACAGGACGAAGGGGCAAGCAGGGGCAGGGGCAGAAGACCGAACAGCCGGGGCGGGGCGCGCAGGGCGGCGGGAAGGCAAGGCAGGGAAAGAAAAGCCCCCGGGAAAGGGAAAGGAAGGAGGCAAGGGGGGCGGGACGGAAAGCGACGCGGAAACCACGGCGGGAAGCGCGAGGCACCGCGCCGGGGGCGCAGGCGGGCGGGCAGCGAGCGGGCGAAACCGCGAAAGAGGGCCGGGGGGCGGCCAAAGAAGGGGAAGGGGACGGGACCGGAAAACAACAGGGGGCCGAAAGGGGCGGGAGGCAAACGGAGAGCGGGGGCCAAAGGGGCGGGGGGGCGGGGAGGCGAGGCAGCGGAAGCAGCGGGCCGCGAAGGGGGCGGGAAGCGCAACCGCCGCAGGGGCAAGGCAAAGAGCCCAAAAGCAGAGAAGGGAAACAGAGGGAGAAAAAGCAAAAAAGGGGAGACAGGGGAGCAGGGCAAGCAACGGCAAAGGGAGGCAGCCAAAGACAGGGCCAGGGCAAGCAAGAGACGAGCAAGAAAGGGAAGCGGAGCAGCCAGGGCGAGGGCGAGCGGAGAGAAGAGAAGAGGGGGGGGAGGAGCGGCAAAAGAGCGAGAGGAAGAGGCAGGCACGCAAAAGGGAAGGAAAGGCGAGGAAGAAAGCGGCGAGCAGAGGGGGCCGAAGGGCCAAACCGGCGGGGAGGGAGCGAGGGGAGGGCACAGGAAGGGAGGGGAGAGGGGGGAGGGGGCAGGGGGCCAGGGCAAAGAAAGAAAGAGAGGGGGAAGAAGCGGGGGAGAGGAAGGGGGAAACGCAGCAGGCGCAGGACCGGAAGACGGCAGGGGCGAAGCCGGGCCCCGCCGAAGCAGCGGAGGCCGGAGGCAGCCGCCAGAGGGAGAGGCCGGAAGGAACGGAGGGAAGGCGCGACAAGAACGGGGCAAAGCAAAGGAGAAACGAACCGAAGCAAGGGGGGGAAGGCGACGAAAGCCACGUGA